Molecule: messenger RNA, 1623 nt
Organism: Neopsephotus bourkii (Bourke's parrot)
Lineage: Eukaryota; Metazoa; Chordata; Aves; Psittaciformes; Psittacidae
Gene: HEY1
Product: hes related family bHLH transcription factor with YRPW motif 1
Exons: 5
Coding region: 100-1146 (348 amino acids)
Biological process (GO): regulation of neurogenesis; regulation of transcription by RNA polymerase II; circulatory system development
Cellular component (GO): nucleus
Molecular function (GO): RNA polymerase II cis-regulatory region sequence-specific DNA binding; DNA-binding transcription factor activity, RNA polymerase II-specific; protein dimerization activity
Source: RefSeq, a predicted model, not a curated record
CCCUGCCCUGCCUGGCCAGGCCCGCCUGCCCGCCCGCUUGCCGCCGGCCCGCCCGCCCGCCCUCCCCUCGGCGGGUAAGAGGCGAGCCGUGGGAACGCUAUGGGGGAGACGGGCGCCGGACGAGGCGCGGGUCGCGCACUGGGCGCCCUCCUCCCGCGCAGCGCACGCCGCCUCCCCGACGGCCGCCCGCGUCCCGCUGUGACCACCGCCGUGACCGCCGCCAUAGCCAUGAAGCGGGCGCACCCCGAGUACAGCUCCUCGGACAGCGAGGAGCUGGACGAGGCCAUCGAGGUGGAGAAGGAGAGCGCGGACGAGAAUGGGAACCUGAGUUCGGCGGCGGGCUCCAUGUCUCCCUCCACCACCUCGCAGAUCCUGGCCAGGAAGAGACGCCGAGGGAUCAUCGAGAAGCGCCGCCGCGAUCGCAUCAACAACAGCCUGUCCGAGCUGAGGAGGCUGGUGCCCAGCGCCUUUGAGAAGCAGGGAUCGGCCAAGCUGGAAAAAGCUGAGAUUCUGCAGAUGACUGUUGAUCACCUGAAAAUGCUGCAUACAGCAGGAGGGAAAGGUUAUUUUGAUGCUCAUGCUUUGGCUAUGGACUAUAGGAGUCUGGGCUUUCGAGAGUGCCUGGCUGAAGUUGCUCGAUACCUGAGCAUUAUAGAGGGUCUGGACGCCUCUGAUCCUCUGCGAGUUCGCCUUGUGUCUCAUCUCAACAACUAUGCCUCUCAGCGGGAAGCAGCAAGUACUGCGCACACUGGCAUUGGACACAUUCCUUGGGGCAGUGCCUUUGGACAUCAUCCUCACUUAUCUCACCCGUUGCUGCUGGCUCAAAAUGGGCACGGUAAUACCAGUACUACAGCAUCUUCUGCAGAACCACAUCACCAGACCAGAAUUGCUGCCCCCCAUGCUGAAACUUCCUCACUCAGAGUGCCCCCAAAUGGCAGCGUUGGACCAGUGCUCCCCGUGGUCACAUCUACUACCAAACUGUCUCCUCCUCUGCUCUCCUCCAUGGCAUCUCUCUCUGCGUUCCCUUUUUCGUUUGGCUCCUUCCAUCUGCUGUCCCCCAGCGUGCUGAGCCCAUCUACACCAACGCAGUCAGCAGCCCUUAGCAAACCAUACAGACCAUGGGGGACUGAGAUUGGAGCCUUCUAAGAACUAACUCUUAGUGAGGGUGGGGAAGCCUACAAGCCUAGCUGAGCUAGGUUAUGCUACGGUUAAAGUUGAAGUUCUUAAUAACUGGGACAAAGGUACAGCUUCACCUUAACUAACUGUCUGAAAACUAGCUCUUUGGAUUUUUCUUUUUUAUCCCUACAUUUUUGUAUUAGUAAUUUUGUUAGGAUUUUUUUUCAGUGGUUGCUAAUGUUGUCCGAAAAUAAAAUUACAAUAGUGGUUGUUAACACUUGUGUUAGAUCUGUGCUGAGGAUUUAAAUCACUUUUGUAAACAAUUUGUUUCAAAUGUUUCAUUUUUCCUGAGUACGUCAGACUGCCUUUUUAUGAAGAUCUGUCACCUAGAAUUGUUAGCAGCAGCUUGUUCAGUUUUUCAAGACCACUCUUCUCAGUGCUAACGAGCUGUGGUUUUGUGUUUUGACACUGAGAUGUUCUAUAAAGAAUUACUCUUUUUGUAAACUA